CAAUAUCCAUCAACAAAUACAACUGAGAUAUCAAGUCCCCUCGAGAAAUCUAUCAGAAAAUGAAGCUUUCUUGUGGUACAAGAUUCACGUUCUUGGUUCUCUUUCUAUUCGCAGCACAAUCUGUUGCUGUGUAUGCUGGUAGCUUCCAUAAAGAUGUUCAGAUACAUUGGGGUGAUGGCCGUGGAAAGGUUCGUGACAGAGAUGGAAAGCUUCUCUCUCUCUCGCUUGACAAAUCCUCUGGUUCGGGUUUUCAGUCCAAUCAGGAGUUUCUCUAUGGUAAAGCUGAGGUUCAAAUGAAACUUGUCCCUGGUAACUCUGCUGGAACAGUCACAACAUUCUAUCUUAAAUCACCGGGAACUACAUGGGAUGAGAUCGAUUUCGAGUUCUUGGGAAACAUAAGUGGCCAUCCGUAUACUCUCCAUACUAAUGUUUACACACGAGGCUCUGGAGACAAAGAACAGCAGUUUCAUCUAUGGUUCGACCCAACAAAGAACUUUCACACUUACUGCAUCACAUGGAAUCCCCAAAGGAUUAUUUUUACAGUUGAUGGCAUUCCUAUUAGAGAGUUUAAGAACUCCGAGUCAAUGGGAGUUCCAUUCCCAAAGAACCAACCAAUGAGGCUGUACGCGAGUCUUUGGGAAGCAGAGCAUUGGGCCACGAGGGGAGGAUUGGAGAAAACAGAUUGGUCAAAAGCUCCUUUCACUGCCUUUUACAGAAACUACAAUGUGGAAGGAUGUGUAUGGGCUAAUGGAAAAUCAUUUUGCCCCGCGAAUUCGCCAUGGUUCACUCAAAAAGUUGACCUGGAAGGCCAGAAAAAAAUGAAAUGGGCACAGAGUAAGUACAUGGUCUACAACUAUUGCACCGAUAAAACAAGGUUUCCUAAAGGUGUUCCUGCCGUGUGCACUUAAAUUAUUGAUUCUUGAAAUAAGUUACUUGGCAUUGCCUUUGUAAUUCGAAUGAGUUUUAUCUAUUGCUUUUAUUCAUUUGUUGCUCAUAUUAUGUGUACGUGGUGUUUGUAUAAGAUUUUUUUUUAAAAA
This is a messenger RNA of Brassica oleracea var. oleracea, 1037 nucleotides long. RefSeq names its product probable xyloglucan endotransglucosylase/hydrolase protein 18. NCBI's taxonomy places the organism in Eukaryota, Viridiplantae, Streptophyta, Magnoliopsida, Brassicales, Brassicaceae. The transcript is spliced from 3 exons. Gene Ontology annotation, molecular function: hydrolase activity, hydrolyzing O-glycosyl compounds; xyloglucan:xyloglucosyl transferase activity. Gene Ontology annotation, cellular component: apoplast; cell wall. Gene Ontology annotation, biological process: cell wall biogenesis; xyloglucan metabolic process. The record is from RefSeq and is a predicted model, not a curated record. Bases 60 to 908 code for a protein of 282 amino acids.